Hyalella azteca is the source of this 3779-nucleotide messenger RNA. Its product is annotated as pyruvate dehydrogenase protein X component. Gene Ontology annotation, cellular component: mitochondrion; pyruvate dehydrogenase complex. Bases 145 to 1557 code for a protein of 470 amino acids. Gene Ontology annotation, biological process: pyruvate decarboxylation to acetyl-CoA. The record is from RefSeq and is a predicted model, not a curated record. The transcript is spliced from 9 exons. Gene Ontology annotation, molecular function: acyltransferase activity. NCBI's taxonomy places the organism in Eukaryota, Metazoa, Arthropoda, Malacostraca, Amphipoda, Hyalellidae.
AUUAUGUAGAUGCAAAAAUUUAUAUUUAUUCCGCAAGUACAGAAAACUGUCAUCAGCCGGAUGGUUUGUGAGUUCUGUAAAAACUAACCAUAUGAUCACAAAUUUUUCUCUCUUCUUGGCGCUUUUUAUUUAUUUUGCCUGACAAUGCAGGCAAUGAAAGUAUUUAUUCGGCUUUCCAAUCUAUCAUCAAGGCGAAGUCAAUUUCAUAGUAGAAUAUUGGGUCACUACUUGCAUCAAUCAUGCUGUGUGCACGGAGAAGGCAUCCCAUUGAAAAUGCCCUCACUGUCACCAACAAUGGUUGAAGGCAAGAUUGUCAAGUGGUUCAAGAAAGAAGGAGAUCCUAUUGAACCUGGAGAUGUACUUUGUGAUAUUGAAACUGACAAGGCGGUUGUUUCUUUUGAAACUGAUGAAGAGGGAACACUAGCAAAAAUAUUGGUGGAUCAGACAAAUGACUUGGUCAAGAUAGGCACUCUAAUAGCUGUGCUAGCUCCUGAGGGUGAAGAUUGGAAGACAAUUGAAAUUCCUGUUGAUGCCACUUGCUCCCCGCCUUCUGCACCAUCUGUUAAUGUGGAUGGCAUUGCUAUUGCCGUCACUCAACCUUCUUCAGGCAUUGCUACAUCUGAUAUCAGGAAGUUUGGGCCUUCUGUACGUCUUUUACUUCAAGAGUAUGGGCUAUCAGCUGAUCAGAUUGUAAAGUCAGGACCUCGUGACGUUCUACUCAAAGGAGACGUUCUCAAUUACAUCCAGUCUACUGGUGUGAAGAAAGUCAAGAAAACUGCAGAAUCACCUGUUAAAUCCACUCCAGCUGCAGCUGCCAAAGCUGCUGAGCCUGAAGCUAUUCCGUCUACAGCUACCUACUCUGAUGUUGAUGUCAGCAAUAUGAGACGUGCUAUUGCUAAGCGGCUCCUCCAGUCUAAAAGCGGUACGGCUCACUCAUACGCGACGAUGGACUGCUGCAUUGAUGCGCUGCUCGCCCUGCGCAGAAAGUUGAAGAAGGAUGGCAUUGCUGUGAGCCUCAAUGACUUUGUGGUGAAGGCCGUUGCCAUGUCACUACUUGAUCACCCUGCACUGAAUAAGGUCUGGCGCGGCGCGGAGGCGGUUGUGUCGCCUUCAGUUGAUGUGAGCGUAGCCGUCGCCACUCCGUCCGGCCUCAUCACUCCCAUCGUUCGGGACGCGGAUCGUCUUGGCGUCAAGGAAAUCUCAAACACGAUCAGGGAGUUGGCAGGCAGAGCCAAGAUCAACAAACUCAAACCUGAGGAGUUCGAGGGCGGGUCUUUCUCAAUUUCAAACCUGGGAAUGUUCGGCAUCCGCGAGUUUACUGCGGUGAUCAACCCUCCACAGUGUGGCAUCUUGGCCGUGGGGAGCGGCGCUCCUGUACUUAAUGGAGACGGCGUAUUUGAGACGCGCAUGCGCGCCACGCUAUCGUACGACCGGCUGGUCGUGGACGACGCCGAAGCGACCGAGUUUCUCGCCACGCUCGCUAAAUUUCUCGAGGAUCCCACACAGAUGCUGCUAGGCGUACGGGAGGCUCGCACUCGCUCUGUACACCUGCCGUAACUACAACGCUUUCAAGAUCCACCCAGGUAACAGGGGCUUUGGUCUCCCACAACGCCCACACACUAUCACACAGAAUUUUCAGUGCUUGAGUUUCUUUCAGGAAAUCACGGCCGUGCUGUACAGGUUAAUUAUGAUAAUAAGCGAAUGGAAAAGGUGUCCAAAUUGUUUCUAAGCAUAGAUUAAAAUUUCACAAUUUUUUCCCUUGAUUGUCUGAUCCAAUAUGCAAAUUAUUAGCGAAGCGCUCUGAAUGAGUCUUCUAGUGACGAGUAAUUUCUGAUGAGUCUUCUAGAGACGAGUAAUUUCUAAAUCCCUUAUGAUUUUAGUUGUAACGGGAUUUAGAACCUGCUUGAAUUUUAUUGUUAUUUGUCAUAUUAAUAUGAAAUUUUAAAUCUAUUGCAAAUUUCCAUUUCGAUUGAAGCGUGAACAUCCAAAAAAUAUUUUUUCAUAGGAAUCCAGCACCAGUUUAGUGAGAAAUUAGCCGAGUUAAAGUUAAGCUUCUGCUGUUUUAGUCUUCAAUGAGUUUGAUGAGUUGCGUCAUUUGCCAGAACAAAUAAUGGUCCUGCAAACAAUUAAAUGGUCAUGAUAUUGAUAAAAUACAAACUUCCAUCAUUGAAAUCAUUAUUGGUUUUCUGAAAAUACAGACUUCCAUCAUUGAAAUCAUUAUUUGUUUUCUGAAUUCGACAGCCGCAAGACAAGAAAAUUCUUGUUAAUGCCUAUUGCAACUGAAUAACUAUGAAAAUUAAGGAAGAUAUUUUAUUUUAUAUUUUUAGCUAGGUGCAAUUAUAAUAUAUUAUUUGUAAAGAUUCGAAGUAACCAGUAUAAGUACGGUCGCCGAUUUGUUCAUGUUUUCACAAUCCAGCUCAUUUUUCUAUCCUUGAUAAAAUUAUGGUCGCGCGUUUUAUGUUCCUCCGAGGCCUGAUCAUUUAAUGUGCGUAAAAUCCUUGCACUGCCAAAUCCUACAGUCCAUCGAUAGUUUAACGAAAACAUAUCAGAAUUACUUACUCGAUCGCUACUGCCGCGGUUUGUUUUUCCAAGCAUCCCGCAUACCAUGUUCAGGAAGGCAUGUAGAGUAAUUACAUUGUAUCGUUCUAAAGAAUUUUUCUUGAGUAAUAAACUACGCCUUUGUGUGCCGUGAUACGUGAUAUGCGGUGCUAGUAUGGAGUCUUGCUACUUGCUAGGGAUACUUACAGCGUAGAGGAUGACAAGGACACGACGGUGAACUUUUAUUUUUAUCUACCAUUUGUGAAGCUGUAACUGUUCUGAAGAAAUUUUAGCAAAUUAUCGUUGUGCCAUACACCGGAAAGAAUUAUUAACAAGAACUAUGUCAAAAUAUUGUGAAUUCAUAGUUGAGGUACAGAUAAUUAAACUAGUCAUCGAAAUGCAAUCUCUGUUGUUGGCUGACGCCGUCCAGCGAACAGCAGAAUGCACACAAACUUCCAUCACUGAAAUUAUGUGAGAUUAUUUGUUUACUUACAAGCAUGUAUAAUUACAUUAAUGCUAUGCACUGUUUAUUUAUCAGCGAGCAGCUCUAAGGAUGUUUUUACUUUUUGCUGUUGUUAUUGUUUCAAAAUGCACCCAUAGGGGAGUGGGUGAACAUUGUUUUUAUGGACAAGCAUAACUUUCAUGAAUUAAAACCUUCAUCAUGUCAACCUUACCAUCCAUUAUAUUUCGGUCUGUUGUGCUAAUUCAAGAAUUUGCGUCAAUUGAGUACUUGCAAAAAUUACCUACGGGCCUUGUGUCUUGCAAUGUUAUUUUUCCAUAAAUCAAUAUAAGUGAAGCAAUUUAUUACACGCUUUCUUAUUAUAGAUCUUCAAUGAUAUUUAAGCGCCUAGUAUCUUUUCGCUAUCUAUCGAAUUUCAACAUCUGCAAGAUUCGUUGUUGUGCGCAAAACGGAUGAGAAUUGUAAGAAACCUGCGUCGUUGAAAUGUUAAUAACAUAUUUUGUUAUCACAAGGAAGAUGUAAUAGAAAAUCAAACAUGGCAAUUAGAUCGCGGAAGAAAGGCUCACAAUGUUGCAUUUUGUGUAAGGAAUAUCAACGCAUUAUAGUGUAUGUUUUCUAAUCCAUGCCUUCGACCACAAUUCCCUCCAUAAUAAUGAUUGAUGAGGAAUUAAUUUAUGAAAUGAAUGCGGUUAUGAAUAUACCGUGUGCGCUUCUGUUACUUUGUUGAGUGCUCACUUCUGCAUGCAUGGAAACCUGUGUAAUAUACAAUGACUUACCUUUG